UGGCACUUUUAAUGCAGUAAGAAAAGUGGAUCCAUUGUUAUUAUUUUUAUUUUUUACCUGUAUGUUUUUUACUUCACAUUUUUUUCAUUAAUAGCCAAUUUCUUACAUUGAUUACCAUUUGAAACACAUGGAGAAUAAUGUUUUUUCAUAAAUCAUGUAAAAUUAUCGCAUAAGAAUAUGUAAGUAAUUCUAGUCUUAUCUAAAUUGCUGAAACAUACACCCUAAGGACGAAACAGACUGUUAGAGAGAAGCAGUCUCUUCACACGAACAUGGAAACUGAGCUUGUAAAGUGUUGAAAACUUAAAUGUUAAUGCUUAGUUCUUUUAUUUUGAAGGUGCCAACCGGAACGAGUGUCUCGAUGAACUGCUCAGGCUUUGCUGCUGGUUGGGUAUAGAUAGUCAGUGCACCUCCUCGCGCCUCACCGGCCGUCGGUCGUCUCGAGCGCAGCUGAGGAAGACGCUGAAGCACCAGAGAAGCGCGGGAGGACCCAGAGCCGGACCCGAUCUUUUUCUUCUUCUUCUCCUUCUCCCUCUGCAUUUAGUUUCUGGAGUGGCGGAGCCAACAGAGACACAGUCCAGCAUCUUCUUUUCAUCAGCAAGGUGAGGAAGAGGAAGAGGAGGAGGAGGAGGAGAGAGGAGAGGAAGAGGAGACAGACAGCAGCAGCAGCAGUAUCUUGGCGCACUGGAGCUUAUGGAUUAUUGAGAAGUGGAGGCCGAAACGCGGAUCAAAUAUUCAUAAGGACUUUUUAAAGAGAAAAACAGAGUGGGAUAGUGCAGAGAUUCCAUGCAGUGAUUCACCUGCCCGGUCCAGCGCUGCGUGCGCUCUCACUGACCAGAGACCAGAGAACCAGCGCUGCUGCUGGAAACGGAUUCUGCAUCUAGCGUGUGUGACUGAGUGAGUGUGUGUGAGUGAGUGUGUGUGUGUGUGUGUGUGUGUGUGCGUGCGCGUGUGCGUGCGUGUGUAUGUGUGUGUGUUUGGAAAGGAGCCCCCCUGCUGCAGUACUUGCCUGCUCUGUGGGUACAGGGAUGCCACCGACUUGCUGACGGACACCCGGUAGCCUAUCCGCACCCCUCCCCUCCUCCUCCCCUCCCGGACGGACGGACGCACCGAGCCCUGCGAUCCCCACUAAUAUGCAAUGGUUUUUUGUGCAGAAGCCGACAGCUGCCGCGUACCGCCGACUUCACGCUAGCGCCGCCGCAUGCCUGUCAGCCGCUGCCGCUCCUCUCCCCGCGCCGCGCGGCAGACGACGCCAUUUGAAGAGGAGCGCUCGCGGGGUUUUCACGCCGCGGCGGCCGGGCGGCAGCAGCAGCGACCGCUCCUCUACCGCUGAGGACCACCGGCCGCUGGGGCAGCCCGAGGGGGAGACCGCGGAGAAAAGCGCCGCAGCGGUUGCUCUUUUCCUGCCGCACGGGGACGACGUCGACGCGGAAUACGUGCGGCUGCUGGUCUCUGGGCUUGUGGAGGAACCGGGCGAGAAACCGGGCGACGAGCCGGGCUUCCUGCUCUUAUUCUUGUCUAUGGUGCAGAUUGGGGGGGCGAAACACCGCCGAACUGAGCCCAACAGCUGGCCGGCUCUGCUGGCAUGCAAACAGGGGGGCGGAUCAGCCCCCAUGCGGUGGGUGAAUUUUAGGCUGCCGCAUCCGGAGCGCCUCUCGUCCCCCACCUCCUCUUCCUCCACCUCCUCCUCUUCCUCCUCCCCUGUCUCGGCCAAAUCCAUGCGGUUUAUUUGGAACAACAUUUUCAGCAAAGGAUCGCAUAUGCUGCAGUGUCUUUGUGGCAGGAGCCUCAAGAAAAACAAGAACCCAACUGAACCACAGCUGAAGGGCAUAGUGACCAGGUUGUUCUGCAGACAGGGCUUCUAUCUCCAGAUGGGCCAGGAUGGAAGUCUGGACGGGACCAAAGACGACAGCACCAACUCCUCUCUGUUUAACUUAAUUCCUGUGGGUCUGAGAGUCGUGGCCAUCCAAUCAGUCAAGACUGGCCUCUACAUCGCCAUGAAUGGAGAGGGUCACCUCUACUCCUCGGAACUGUUUACAGCAGAGUGUAAGUUUAAGGAGUCAGUGUUCGAGAACUACUAUGUGAUCUACAGCUCUAUGCUCUACAGACAGAAGGAGUCGGGCCGGGCCUGGUUUCUGGGCCUCAAUAAAGAGGGACAGGCCAUGAAGGGCAACAGGGUCAAAAAGACCAAACCAGCUGCACACUUCCUGCCUAAACCUAUAGAAGUUGCGAUGUACCGAGAGCCUUCGUUGCACGAUGUAGGGGAGGCGGUGCCUAAACUCGCCGGGGGCCCGCCUUCCAAAAGCACAACCAGCGAACCGGUGGUCAUGAACGGUGGCAAACCAGUCAACAAACCCGACAAGGAGGAGACAUAACCCCGCCCCCUUUUUACCCUCCUCUGGCCGACAGGAGGCCAGGAAAAGCCAGAGACUCGCCCCACUGCUGCGCUCUCAACAAAAAAACCACAAAAAAAAACAAAUCUACAACGAAAGGUAACAAAACAAAUGACAGCUCAAGUUCUGACUGGUCAGCAGCGGGGCCCGCACGUCCCGCCUCACCUCUCUCCCUAUUGGACAUAUCAGGUAUUGAGGGGCAGGGCCAGAGGGACACAGUGCUGGGGCUGGUGGCGGGGGGAAAGCGGAAGAAGUAGGCGGGCCAGUGCCAGCCAGAUAUUUUGGAACUGGGACAGUGGCAUGCCCUCAUAUUGGAGACAAAAUGACUUCAUAAAAACAAAACAAAAAAAAGUGGAAAAAAAUGUCGUCCUCACCGGUAUUUUUCUGUGACAAUCUGUAAGAACAAGGCCCUGUUUUCCUCUCCUGAUAGUACUGUUUUCUGUUGCCAGGUAUGCUUGCUCGCUCGUGGCUACAGACACACACACACAUAUAUAUGCGCACAACUCCUACCGCAAAAUCGACCACUUGGAUUCGAUCUUUGAGUAAAUAAAAAGCAGAUUAAAAACAUCCGCAAACAUCGGGCUAAGAGACCACUUUAAACACCAAACACUGAUGAUUCAGAGGGUGCUUAGUCAUCGAUCAAUUAAGAUUUGGCACAGGACGUUCUGUGCUAAGCUUACAAUGAAAUGUACUUGAAAGUGGCCCUGUGCAUUACAUACAAGGCAAACAAACCUGCUGACCUGUCUCUAAUUUUGAUCAAACUAUAUAUCUGUUAUAACAAGAGAGCUCUUAUUUGAGACCACAUAGCUUAAAGCAUGUUUGUCUUUUCAGUAUUCCUUUAUUAUCUAUUUGUUAGGUGGUUAUUCUGGCACACACAAAGCACUAGUGAUUAUCGAGCUGCAUUGUUGUACAGACACAAAACAGAUUUUAGUUUCUACCUCUCUGUCUGACAGCUUCUUUUCUUUCACUUUACGAACGCUAUGAUUUCCACAUCGCUGACACAAGUGUAGCUCAGGAGAGGAGGGGAUCAGUCGUUUCAAACUGGUGCGUAGCUGAAACCAGAAAGAUUUACACAAAUUCCCCAUUUGUAGCAGCAGGGAGGGUAUAGGAGGCAUGCUGUCCGAGCAGCAUGGUAGCAGUCAGUGUUUACAUGGAGUAGCAGAUAUUGUAGACUGAGGUUUAUCAUAGGGAGAGGUCAAACCUCAAGAAAGGUCAGAACGCGGUAGUACUUUUAAUCUCUGCUCCCUUCCCAAGUACUUGAAAUGAAAGGUAGGAAUGAGGGUAUUAGUUAACAGGGUAAAUGGUGUUAAAGCCACUAUGUGUAGAUUUUGAACGUGUCCAACUUUACUACCCAGUGCUACUUUCAAAAUAGGCACUGUGGUAGACGCAUAGAUCAGACUCGGACCCAGGCACUAGAGGAGCCGAGACCCAGUCUAAUCUGGUUAGGUGAGGUCCUGUUGUGUUGCAGCAGGUCUCAGGCAGUGGUGGAAGACGUAACUAAUAGUGUAAAAGCACUCCAGUACAAGUGAAAGUCCUUCAUUCAACAUCCCACUCAUGCAAAAGUACAAACAUAUUAUCAGCUAAGUAUAUGAAAAGAAUAGAAAGUAAAAAAUACUCAUUCCACAGAAAAACAGCCCCUGGCACUGAGAUAUUAUCAUACAUGACAUUAUUAGAUUUUUAAUACUCAUUUAUCCAUGUAUAAGUACCAUUUUAGUGUUAGUAGUUGUGGCUGGUUUAGGCGCAGCCAGUUAACUACUUAAUAUACAAUCAAUCGUUUAUUCCAGUGGUUUCCAAUAUGGGUGUCAGGCCCCUCCAAAGGGUCACAGGAUCAAUGUGAGAGGUCAUAACAUAAAGAGGAUGUAACCUUGUUGGACCUCAGACAGUGUUAGAGUUUAAAGAGGAAAGUCAUUCUUUGGUGCAGGUGUUAACAAUUCAUAGACGUACAGAGGGAACCACUGGUUAAGUCUAAUGGAGUAAAAAGUACAAGAUUUCCCUCUGAAAUGCAGACACAGAAGUAUAAAGUGGCAGAAAAUGAAAAUACUUCAGUAAAGUGCAAGUGCCUCAAAAUGUCCUUAAGUUCAAUACUUGAGGAAAUGGUUACUUUCCACCACUGCUCUCAGGUCUCUGUGUCAACACGUCUGAUACUCAGCUGGAUCCAGGCAAACUUGUUAUCAGCUGUGAUCACAGGCAUAAUCAUGGCAGGUGAAAAAUGGAGGAGUGUUUUUUUUUUUUUGGCACAAAACUGGGAGUGUUAACUGUGAAGUGCUGGAAAAGUGACAUGGACUUUAACACUUUUCCGACUGUGGUUAGGUGGCCCAUUGUGCUGCUGCUGCCAGCAUUGGCGUUCACUCUCUGUGCUCAGGCUGACAGCAUUUAGGACUGGCUCUAAUUAGUCUUGGGUCUAAACGGACGGGGGCACGGGUCCCUUUUUCCCUUUUUUUUUUUUUUUUUUUUUUGUUUAAAUUAAUUUAUGCAGGAUAGGAUUUCCCGCUGGACCCUGGUCUGUAAUUUGAAUAAUGCUGUAAUCACAUAAAAAGUCUUCACAUAGUGGCUUUAAAUUAGUUUAGGUUACUUUAAAAGUAUUAGUUUUAUUAGUAUUAGGUUUCUGGAGAAAAUGAUGAAAACCACCAAAAAACAAAAGGCACACAUUGAUUACAGUGUUAAAAAAAACUGUCAUCACAUCAAAAUACUGAAAUAUGGCUUUGAGUGAAGAAAAGGCAGAAAAUCAAAUGAAAUUAAACCAAACAGAUUCCCAUGCUUCGUCCUCUCACUGUGACAGUCAACAUGGCACCAAUCUGUUCUGGACUUGAAUCCUGUUCGACACCCGGGCUUUCUGUUUACUCGUCUUUCUUUGAUGGCAAGUCUAGACGCCAAUUAACUCCUCAAGAAGUUACACCAGUAGCCGGUUGUAUCGCUGAGGAGAUAUUAAUACUGUGAUCCCACGCUUCAUAUUAGUGUCAGUGACAAUGAGGCAGACACAUGCUUAAGAAUAUAUUCAUUACGAAACAGAAACUGUGCAUCUCUCUCGCUUUGAAUCCCAAUUUUGGGCACAAUAACCUCUUUGCAUUUUAAUGAGAUCUUUGAAACACUGUCUCAUUUGCUGAAGAUGAAUGACCUCCACUGACGUUACCACAACUACAAAGAAACAACAAGACAAAGCAAGCAACCCGACAAAAAUCAAGGCCGCACGAUUAAUCCUUGCAGUUGUUCCGACAUCAAACAAGCACCAGCCAAGAUCAGCUGCAAACCCCCCACCCCCCUCCCUCCCAGCAGCCUCGGCAACAGGUCCGGCUCGUGUCCGCGUGGCAGGUGAAACCCUGCACUGCUGCACACGAGCCAAGCCGCUCUAACGUGUUAAAUGUCGUCCUGCCGUGUCGUACCGAGGAUGCACUCCCUGACUGAAGAGACUGUGAAAAUACUAGACAGCUCUCAGUGUUUCUAAUUGGCAUUUCUCAGAUCCCCCCCCCCACAUACGCCACAUUUUUCUCUCCUCUGAUCUCAUUAGCUGUUACUUGCCUCUGUCUUCAAAUAUGUGUAGCUGACCAGCUUACAUUACAUGAACUUAUCCAGUCUAAAGUGCUCAUGCUGGUGUUAUCUUGUGGCCUUUCAGUACUGUUUUGAAGGAGACUACUGAAUACAAAGGAGUAAAAAAAAAAAAAAAACAGAUUCAAGAGAAAUCAGAGUUUAGCAUUUUAUAAUGUAUCUUCAUACUGAAAAUCCACAAGUACACGUGAACUGUGUCGCUGCUGUUGGUUUAUCAGAAAGUGUUAUAUUUGCUGAUUAGUUCUAGCUAUGUGAGUGCCUCUCAUCCCCAGCCAAGCUCAAGAUGUUAGAUCCAGGGGCAGCUGUAGAUUUAUGCUAAACGCUCCUGGAAUCCAGCAGAGUUUUCACAAGAUUUUCCACAUUCUCAAAGUCGUUUUAAACUUCGGCUCAGUCCUGUCUGAUGUUACUCUUAAGAGCAGAAGUGGGAUGGUGGUGCUGGUGAAGAAGUCGUCUUUUUGACCGGUGUUGUGCUCGUCUCACGUCAAAGAAAUGUGGAUGUAACAUUUAUCGACUAUUUGUUGUGCUACUAACAAAAAGCUAAAAUAAUAAUAAUAAUAAUAAACCUAGACAAUCAGGUCUGUAAGUUAUUUUCAACGCAUCCUGUGUUGUCUCGACUGCCUGUGUCUCAGCAGAACCUUUCCAAGAAGCCACUUUAAUGGCAGUAUGGAGGACGAUGUUUUUGUACUUGCCUGAGCAGCCAUUUAGAGAUACAGUCGCUAACAAGACUCUGGGAAAGCCGCUGCUUUUACUGAAUGAUUAUCAAGCAGCUAAUUUGUCUGUCACUGCUGGCAGAGGAAUAGGAACCGAAUCCUCCUCAGUUCGGAGAGGCCCUGCUUGUUAGGUUAGCAGAAGGGUUCACAUCCUGUGAAAGCAGCUAUUGAAGAUCCGUGGCACAUGCUCAAGAAUUAAUUAUGGUCGAGGCCAGAGAAAAAUGGCCUGGUUUCCUGGCGACUGACCAAAGACACUGCUACAAUAGCGUUUCCAGGCUCGUAAUCAUAGUUCCUGGUUCAAACAACAACGACGCAAUUACUGUCAGCGUCUCCUGAGAGAUUUCUCCCUCACUAGUGGUUAGCCAGGUACCAGGGCUACAAUUAUGAGAUAUCUAACAGCGGGGCUCUGUGCAGGAAGAGAGCAGCUGAUUUAAUUAGAAGUGAGCAAUCACGACAACCUGGGUCACUUUUAAUUUCCACAUAUGAGUACCACUCAUGUUUUCAUGGCAGGUACACAUGUAGCCAUCUUACUUUGUCCUGCAUGAACUGUAGCUGAGGCACAAAAUGGACCCAAGAUGAGACCUAAUAGGACGAGAAGGCUUUUGUGACCUGACCACAGGUGCACUUUAGAGACACAAGGACAUGUAAUGGUUAGCACUGUACCCAUGAUGUAGCUUUGUCUCCCUCAGGUUUUUUUUCUUUGCCGUCUCUUUCUCCCUCCCUGUUCCACUUUAUUCCUCUUACAAAAGAAAGCCUUAUUACAUCUGAAUCUGAAACGAGACAGUAAACGCACUCUCCUCCCAGCUGUUUCUUUCUCCGAACACUCUCAUCCCACACACACACACACACACACACACACACACACACUCACACUCUUCAUCCUAUUUUACUUUUCAAUUAUCCUUUGAUCCCCAAUCUUCUGUUCACUGUAACUAUGCUAGCUUUCGCUCUCUGCUCGUUUUGUAAUCAUGCAGCCAGAGAACUUAUUCCCACCUCCUCUUCUCUCCUCCACAACCCCCCACCUCCUCCACCUCCUCUCUCUGUUUGGACUAUUUUCCCACUUGUUGCAUGGUUUUUAAAAGACGAAAGAUGACGGGGGACUAAUGCAUGUGGUAAUGUAGGAAAUAUGUUAUCAAAACAAAACAAACAUUUACAGCAUAGCACCAGUAAAACUUUGCCUCUGGCUCAUCUCUGUCACUGGUUUGCACUGCUGGAGAUGCCACAGUGACUUCAGAUAUUUGUCCCAUUUACACAAUCAAAUCUUACAUUUGCUCUACUAAGACAUAUUGUUUUUAAAACAUAAUCCAUCAUUGAAAUAAUGGAGCAAAGGAAGAAUAAAUCCUAAUUACUUCAUAUCACUAACAUUGUUACACUGACGCAUGUCUUACGUGGAAUAAUGUGGGCAGAGCAUCACAUCAAUAUUUAAUUCCUGAAAGCAGUGAAAUGAAUAUUAUGCAGGGACGAGUAAUUGCUUGAUAUUCUUUGCUUCUUCUUUUAAUGAUGGAUUAGAGCUCAGGAAGAUAUCCUGGUUGCAGGUAGAUGUAGAAACACAUUGCAGAAGCUAACCUUAAACCAGGUUAGUCAUUCUACGUAUCACAGUCUUAAAAAUAUUUACUCUCUGAAUGGGUGGCAAUCGUCGUUCUGAUGUAGAAAAAAUCAGUGUCAAGUAGGUGUAAAGUAACAAAACAAAAAAAGUUAACCAGGCUGAGAAAGGUCUCAACCAUUAAAGUUAUACAAUACAAUGAUGGCGCAGGUUUUCUUCAGUGCUGCUGGAGUGCGCUCAGUGCUGCCGGUGGCCAGAAGCCAUAUUUCAUGUUGGGAUUCAGAGUGUGUUUAGAUGAAAUAAUCACAUUAGCAGUGUAAAGAUGACCACGACACGUUGUUGCAUCUUUUUAGUGCAAACCAUGCUAGCCAUGAGCCAUAAACAAACUAACUGGUGCUAACUUUAAAGGAGAUUUCUCUGUCUGUCAGUAAAUGUACAGUUACCUUUACAUACAUAUUAUGCAAACAGUUUGUCUGCACUGUACAGUUUGUGUCCAAUCCAUUGUAUACACACAGAAAACAAUGAUAUUGAAUAAAGGAUUUAUAGAAAGGAA
Molecule: messenger RNA, 8739 nt
Organism: Lates calcarifer (barramundi perch)
Lineage: Eukaryota; Metazoa; Chordata; Actinopteri; Centropomidae
Product: fibroblast growth factor 14
Exons: 5
Coding region: 1131-2372 (413 amino acids)
Biological process (GO): positive regulation of gene expression; cell differentiation; positive regulation of cell population proliferation
Cellular component (GO): cytoplasm
Molecular function (GO): fibroblast growth factor receptor binding; growth factor activity
Source: RefSeq, a predicted model, not a curated record